Molecule: messenger RNA, 4419 nt
Organism: Penicillium manginii
Lineage: Eukaryota; Fungi; Ascomycota; Eurotiomycetes; Eurotiales; Aspergillaceae
Product: pleiotropic drug resistance family ABC transporter
Exons: 3
Coding region: 1-4419 (1472 amino acids)
Biological process (GO): transmembrane transport
Cellular component (GO): membrane
Molecular function (GO): ATP hydrolysis activity; ABC-type transporter activity; ATP binding
Source: RefSeq, a predicted model, not a curated record
AUGUGCCCCAUACUCCAUCUCCAGGGGAAGAGGAAGGAGAUGGGCCGUAUAUUCACCACGAGUAUGAGGAAUCUGAAAAGAGCAACAGUGGUGCUACACUUCGGGGGAGAGGAGAAGAUUGAAGAGCAAGUAGGCUCGCUUGUUCGGCAACUGACCAGGCACUCGACUCGAUACUCUGUGACCGGCAAUCUUGAGAACCCUUUCACCAGCGACAAUGCCGACUCAGCUGUCAACCCCAACAGUCCCAAAUUCAAUGUGCGCAAUUGGAUGAAGAAUCUCUUGGCUAUUCGCUCCCGCGAUCCUGAUCUAUAUCCCAACCGAACCGCGGGUGUAUCUUUCAGGAAUCUCAGCGUGCACGGAUUUGGAUCGCCCACUGAUUACCAGAAGGAUGUUUUGAACAGUCUAAUGGAGAUCGGAACUAUGAUUCGACGUCUACUCGGUUCAAAGUUGCAGAAGAUUCAAAUCCUCCGCGAGUUCGACGGCCUUGUGAAAAGUGGAGAGAUGCUCGUCGUGCUGGGAAAGCCUGGCUCUGGAUGUUCCACUCUUCUCAAAACAAUCGCUGGUGAAAUGAGUGGUAUCUCGAUGUCCGAGGAAUCGGUGAUGAACUAUCAAGGAAUCUCGGCGAAGCGAAUGCAGAAUAACUUCAAAGGCGAAGCGAUAUACUCUGCCGAAGUUGAGAGCCAUUUUCCGAAUCUUAGCGUUGGAGACACCCUCAUGUUCGCUGCCCUGGCUCGAGCCCCUCGCAACCGCUUCGAUGGAAUCAGUACCCAACAAUACGCUGAACAUAUGCGAGAUGUCGUGAUGGCAAUGCUCGGCCUGUCUCACACAGUCAACACUCGUGUCGGAAAUGACUUUAUUCGCGGCGUCAGUGGUGGUGAAAGAAAACGCGUCAGUAUUGCGGAGAUCACAUUGAGUCAAAGUCCAUUACAGUGCUGGGACAAUAGCACGCGUGGCCUUGAUAGCGCGAACGCCCUUGAAUUUUGCAAAAAUCUGGCUUUGAUGAGCAAAUACUCGGGUACGGCUGCAUGUGUCGCGAUUUACCAAGCCUCUCAAAGCGCCUACGACGUGUUUGACAAAGUUACUUUGCUCUAUGAGGGUCGCCAAAUCUAUUUCGGGCUUGCAACAGAAGCAAAACAAUAUUUCGUGGAUAUGGGAUUUGAAUGUCCUAGUCGCCAAACAACCGCCGACUUUCUCACAUCAAUCACAAGCCCGUCAGAGAGACGGAUUCGUCCAGGUUUUGAAGGUCGUGUCCCUCGGACCCCGGACGAACUUGCGGCGGCCUGGAAAUCGAGUCCUUCUCGUGCGAAGCUUCUGAAAGAGAUCGAAGAAUAUGAGGGUGAACAUCCGAUCGGUGGCGACUCUUACGGUAAAUUUGUCCACGCCCACCGAACUAUCCAGGCAAAACAUCAGCGCUCUGGGUCUCCAUACACCAUCUCGCUUUUCAAUCAAAUUAAGAUUUGUACCAUACGUGGUUUUCAACGUCUUCGGGGUGAUUUCAGCCUAACCAUCACAGCUCUUGUCGGCAAUUUUAUCAUGGCCCUCAUCAUUGGGUCAGUUUUUUACAGGUUACCUAACAACACGAGCAGCUUUUAUAGCCGCGGCGCUUUACUGUUUUUCGCAGUUCUCCUGAAUGCAUUUUCCAGCGCCUUGGAGAUUCUCACGCUCUAUGCUCAACGACCGAUCGUCGAAAAGCAGUCGAGAUUCGCAUUUUAUCACCCCCUUGCCGAAGCUGUCGCAUCGAUGAUUUGCGACGUGCCCUACAAGCUCAUCAACUCCGUCACCUUCAAUAUACCUCUAUACUUCAUGACCAACCUUCGGCAAGAGCCGGGUGCGUUCUUCAUAUUUUGGAUCUUUAGUGUCGUGACGACAUUUACAAUGUCUAUGAUCUUUCGCACUAUCGCAUCGGCAUCGAGAUCAUUAUCACAGGCCCUUGUCCCCGCUGCAAUUCUGAUCCUCGGUAUGGUUAUCUACACUGGAUUUACCAUUCCGACUCGCAACAUGCUUGGCUGGUCGAGAUGGAUGAAUUAUAUCAAUCCGAUCGCGUAUGCUUUUGAAAGUUUUAUGGUCAAUGAGUUUCACAAUCGGACAUUUCCAUGCGCAGCAAUCGUGCCUUCUGGUGGUGUGUAUGACAGUAUCUCGAUGGAAAAUCGUAUCUGCUCUACCGUUGGUGCCGAGUCUGGCUCGACACUCGUCUCUGGCACGCUCUACGUUGAGUUGAGUUUUGACUAUCUCAAGGGACAUAUUGGUAGAAACAUGGGUAUCUUGAUUGCAUUUCUGGUGUUCUUUUGCGGGGUGCAUUUACUGGCAACGGAGUUUAUUUCUGAACAGAAAUCCAAGGGCGAAGUUCUUCUCUUUCGCCAAGGAAAUCAACCAAAGUACGUUGGUGGCGAGUCCGAUGCGGAAUCAGCUCCCUUGCCCAACACGAAUGAAAAGACCGACGAAACAAAUCCGGAGUCCACAUCCAUCCAACGCCAGACAGCCAUUUUUCAAUGGCAGGAUGUUUGUUAUGAUAUUAAAAUCAAAGGCGAACCCCGGCGGAUCUUGGACAACGUUGACGGAUGGGUGAAGCCGGGAACAUGCACCGCUUUAAUGGGAGUGUCUGGAGCUGGCAAAACCACGCUGCUCGAUGUUCUUGCUACCAGAGUCACCAUGGGAGUUGUGACAGGCCAAAUGCUUGUGGACGGUCAGCCUCGUGAUCAAUCAUUUCAACGAAAAACUGGAUAUGUACAACAGCAAGAUCUCCAUCUACCUACAUCGACAGUUCGUGAGGCAUUGGAAUUUAGCGCUAUCUUACGCCAACCAGCAUCAGUCAGCCGCGAGGACAAAGUCGCUUACGUCAAUGAAGUGAUCACCUUAUUGGGCAUGGAAGCAUAUCAAGAUGCAGUGGUCGGAGUCCCUGGAGAAGGACUCAACGUGGAACAGCGCAAACGUCUGACAAUUGGCGUUGAGCUUGCAGCAAAGCCUCAAUUGUUACUUUUCCUGGAUGAACCCACGAGUGGAUUGGAUUCCCAAACGUCAUGGUCGAUAUUGGAUCUCAUCGAUACGUUGACCAAGCACGGCCAAGCUAUUCUCUGCACUAUUCAUCAACCUUCGGCAAUGCUCUUUCAACGCUUCGAUCGAUUGCUCUUUUUGGCGAGAGGCGGUAAGACGAUCUAUUUCGGCGAAAUUGGUGAGAAUUCAAAGACAUUGUCCAAUUAUUUCGAACGGAAUGGCGCGCAUCAUUUAUCGCCUGGCGAAAAUCCUGCAGAGUGGAUGCUAGAAGUUAUUGGGGCAGCACCGGGAACCCACAGCGAGAUCGAAUGGCCAAAAGUCUGGCGAGAGAGCCCUGAGUAUGGAAAGGUCAAGGAACAUCUGGGUCAGCUAAAAGAGACACUUUCCGCCAAGCCUCAAGAAGCUGGAUCCUCGGGCGCAUAUACGGAGUUUGCAGCCCCAUUCUACACGCAACUUUACGAAUGUUUGGUUCGCGUCUUUGCUCAAUAUUACCGGAGUCCGAUCUAUAUCUGGUCAAAAGCGGCACUCUGUAUUUUCACCUCGUUGUAUAUCGGCUUUUCAUUUUUCCAUGCUCCAAACUCGAUUCAGGGACUGCAAAACCAGAUGUUUUCUGUGUUCAUGCUGAUGACAAUUUUUGGAAAUCUUGUUCAACAGAUCAUGCCAAAUUUUGUCACACAGCGGUCGCUGUAUGAGGUCCGUGAGAGGCCCUCAAAAGCCUACUCGUGGCAGGCGUUCAUGACGGCGAAUAUUAUCGUUGAGCUCCCUUGGAAUACAUUAAUGGCAGUUUUGAUCUUCGUCUGUUGGUAUUAUCCGAUUGGUUUAUAUAACAAUGCCAGUGAGACAGGUUCGGUGAGCGAGAAGGGGGCUCUCAUGUUUUUACUCAUUUGGACCUUUCUCCUUUUUACAUCAACAUUUGCACACAUGGUAAUAGCUGGCAUUGAGCUUGCGGAAACAGGCGGAAACAUCGCAACGAUGCUCUUCUCGCUCUGUCUCAUUUUCUGUGGUGUUCUCGCGACAAAGGAUGCCCUACCGGGAUUCUGGGUUUUCAUGUAUCGCGUUUCCCCGUUCACCUAUCUUGUGUCAGCUAUGCUGUCUACAGGGCUGUCAGGAGCCGAUGCCCGAUGCGACGCAUUGGAAUACUUGACCCUUUCCCCGCCAUCCAAUCAGACCUGUGCAGAGUAUUUGGAUCCCUACAUUUCUGCCGUUGGCUCAGGCUAUCUCCUCAGUCCCGAAGCAACAUCCGACUGUGCACUGUGUACGGUCAGCAAGACUGACACCUUUCUCGCACAAAUUGGCAGUUCUUAUUCCACGGCUUGGAGGGACUGGGGCCUUAUGUGGGUAUACAUUGCCUUCAACAUCUUUGGUGCAGUGUUCAUUUACUGGUUGGCGCGAGUACCCAAAGGAAACAAGACCUCCGGCACCACCUAG